CUCUUGUCUUCUCUCCUUUGCACCUUUUGCUGUGAAAAACCCUAACAAGAAGAAGAAUUCACGGCGGCAGCAAGCAAUCAAUCAUGGCGAAAGUUUUAUCUCAAAAGGAAGAAGAUAUACAGAUGCUCGUAGCUGCAGAUGCACAUCUCGGUACCAAAAAUGUUAAUUUUCAGAUGGAAAGAUAUGUCUUCAAGAGAAGAGCUGAUGGUAUUUACAUUAUCAACCUUGGAAAGACAUGGGAGAAGCUUAUGAUGGCUGCUAGAGUUAUUGUUGCUAUUGAGAACCCACAAGACAUUAUUGUUCAAUCUGCAAGGCCAUAUGGACAGAGGGCUGUGUUGAAAUUCGCUCACUACAUUGGUGCUCAGCCAUUAGCAGGAAGACACACCCCUGGUACAUUUACCAAUCAGAUGCAGAAAUCCUUCACCGAGCCACGUCUUCUUAUCCUUACUGACCCAAGGACUGAUCAUCAGCCCAUCAAGGAGGCUGCUCUUGGUAAUAUCCCCACAAUUGCCUUCUGUGACACGGACUCACCAAUGCCAUAUGUUGACAUCGGUAUCCCUGCUAACAACAAGGGAAAGAACAGCAUUGGGUGUCUUUUCUGGAUGUUGGCAAGGAUGGUUCUGCAGAUGCGUGGCACCAUUCUCCCUGGACACAAGUGGGAUGUUAUGGUGGAUCUAUUUUUCUACAGGGAGCCUGAGGAAACCAAGGAUCAGGAAGCUGAUGAGAGUGGUGCUCCAGUGGCCGAAUAUGGUGUUACUGAAUAUGGUGGUGGUAUGAUCGCUAAUGAUAAUUGGGGUGCCGAUGGCCAAUGGGCCGGUGAUGCUGUUGCUGCUCCAGCCCUUGCUGGUGGUGCAGAGUGGGCUACAGAUGCAGGAGUUCCCGUGGAAGGAGGAGAGGUAGCUUGGGAGACAGCAGCUGCACCAGUUGAACCUGCCGUCAUGCCUGCACCUGGUGGCUGGGAAUUGUAGAUCUUAUAUUUUUGCCGCCUCUUUUCUCAUUUAGUCAUGGGGCUAUAUCAAACCCUUUUAUUUUCUUUUGAGAUAGUUUUGUUUUAAUUAGUAUGUAGUUAAAAGAUGUUUGGGGUUUUUCUUAGCUCGAUACUGCACACCUCUUAUUUAUUCUCAUAGCAGAAUGAAUCUUUUCACACUAAUGGAUUGUAGUUAAUGAACCAUUAGGAGGAUUAUUCGAGUUGAAGCCUUUUGUCAUUUUA
This is a messenger RNA of Papaver somniferum (opium poppy), 1210 nucleotides long. Its product is annotated as 40S ribosomal protein SA-like. Gene Ontology annotation, molecular function: structural constituent of ribosome. Gene Ontology annotation, cellular component: cytosolic small ribosomal subunit; ribosome; 90S preribosome. The coding region runs from base 84 to 968 and encodes 294 amino acids. Gene Ontology annotation, biological process: ribosomal small subunit assembly; cytoplasmic translation. Lineage: Eukaryota; Viridiplantae; Streptophyta; Magnoliopsida; Ranunculales; Papaveraceae. The record is from RefSeq and is a predicted model, not a curated record. The transcript has 5 exons.